CACGGUGGUCUAAGGGAAGUAAUCGGGAUACUCUUAAAGAAUCACCUAUGUUAGAGUGAAGUGUGGUCGCUUCAACAGAGGAUUUUUGGGCUUAAUCCUCUAAACACUCUCGCAGAACCAGGCGCGUGUCCCACGACCAAAAUGGGCACAACCAUGAGAACAGAACGACGUUUGGUUGAAAUCUGUUUCUGUGUUGCAGUUGAUUCUAAUGGACAUGUUUAUACCUGGGGCUUCGGUGGUUAUGUAAGGCUUGGCCAUAGAGAGAAGAAGGAUGAAUGGGCCCCUCGACGUGUUGAUGGAAUUAGCAGGCAAAAUGUCCUGCCCCCUGAUGUUGUGAUCUUAGCUGGUUCUGUGAACUCAUCUUGCAUUGCUGGGGGAGGCCAACUAUACGUGUGGGGAAAAAAUAAAGAGCACUGGGGAUGAUUGGAUGUAUCCUAAACCUCUGAUGGAUUUAAGACAUUUUACAGCUUAUCAGUCUUCAAUUGCAAUCUCUAUUCAUGGCAUAGUUGCUCAAGUUGAUAGGCCGAACAAUGAAUGAGCCACGUCAUUUCACAGACUUUUAGAUGUCGGCCUUUGGAAAUAGCAAAGAAGGAACCAUUCCAUUCGUGGCACGCCAAGAUGACACCUUUCAUAUCUAGACAUCUUUCAACUAAAUCUUUUGUGAAGCC
This is a messenger RNA of Cuscuta campestris, 668 nucleotides long. NCBI's taxonomy places the organism in Eukaryota, Viridiplantae, Streptophyta, Magnoliopsida, Solanales, Convolvulaceae. The record is from the annotation of a GenBank genome assembly.